Messenger RNA from Ipomoea nil (Japanese morning glory), 3269 nucleotides. RefSeq lists its product as uncharacterized. The record is from RefSeq and is a predicted model, not a curated record. Lineage: Eukaryota; Viridiplantae; Streptophyta; Magnoliopsida; Solanales; Convolvulaceae. The coding region runs from base 787 to 2976 and encodes 729 amino acids. The transcript has 3 exons.
UGAGUGAAGCGUAGUCAACCUCACUGUUCACCAUUUCACCAGAUUUCAGAACGAGACAGAGCAAGUGCAAUUAAACCCAUCCCUUAAACGUAAAGAGUAGAAAUGCUGAUGUAGUGCUGCAGUUAAACUUGCAUGAGGCCCACAAAAAGAUGAAGAUGAGAGCUCAAAGAUUUACCCAGCAGAGAAUCCUAUAGAGGAAUCACAAGACGCUAUCCCCAGUUCCCCACACCCUUUUCUCCUGACAUAAAUCCAGAAAAACAAAGUGAACUCCAGCCAAAAGUUUUGCUCUUUUCCCAUAUCUCCUCUACCUUUUACCCACCUUUGCUUUCACUCAUAGCCUCUCUUUUUUUCCCUUUCUCUGUGAUUCUGUAUAUUCCCUCACACCAUUUCUUGAAAGGUUUCAAGAAUCAAGAGAAUGAGCUUCAGCCCAGCUGUGAAAGGACCAAAAAUGGUUCUGGAAUUCAAGGAGGCGUUUGGGUUCUGAUAAAGGCCUUGUUUUUCUUCUGGGUUUUUGUUAUUUUUCACUCUUUUCUUGGAUUGCAAGUCUGGGCUUCACCGCCGCCGGCAUUUCUGGUCCACCGACAGCUAUUUCUGAGGCAAUUGAGGGGUUCUUUCUGCACUGGGUUUUCGCAAUUUUGAGUUGUCUCAGUUAGUUGUCAUCCAUUUUCUUCAGGUCCAAUCAUGAAAUCACUUGAUUGUAUACUGAGGAACCUGUCUUGCAUUCUAAAAGUUGUAAUCUUCGAGGCUAGAAUAGACAGAUAGUUUGCGGUUACAUCUCUGCAGCUCAUGGAGUGCCACUCUGAGAAAGGGAACGGGAUAGAUGGUGGAUUUACAUCGAACCAAGCAAAGCAUAGUUCAAAGUUUGGAGAUAGGGUGAUGUUUGAGAGGCCCGAAGUUUCUAAUUUCAAUCGUGGUGCGUUAGAAAAUGGGGGUGUGGUUCCACCGAGACCUGCCAAGUUAGGCCAGAAGAAACGGGGUGAAAAGAAGGGAAGUGAUGAUGAAGAGGUUGUUAGAUACAUGUCGAGUUUGCCAAGCUAUCUGCAAAGAGGAAAAAGCCAGCACGAAAAGGCUUUUAAUGUUGGGGUUCUUGAUUGGAGGCAUCUAGAAAGGUGGCAAAGUAAACAUAAGCAAAUUCCUUCUAGCACUAGUGGAUUUUCACCGUCGAGCAGCAAUACGUCUUCUUUCUCCUCAACCGAAGAGUCAUCGUCCAAUUCUAGUAGCGGGCAUAGCUGCUCUCCUUCGAAUCACCCUACACUGCAAUCUCAUCUAUUUUCUUCUGAAAAGUUGCGGGGGGACCUAAAACCUUGCCAAGCUAAACCCUCGAAAGUGCAACAAAGUGUCCCGAGGAGUACACUUCAUGAUUCGAUUGAGAAAGUAGAGGAAUUGAGUAAACAUUCGGAGUGCCAUCAUGCUACUAAGACUAGGAAGUCACAAGAUAUAAAGGUUGAUAUCUCGAUAUCCAAAUCGAAGGGAAAGAUGAUGAUUCUAGAUGGAGAACCUUUUAUGAAGGUAGACGAUAAGUUGUGUAGCUCACAAUCCAGCACAACCAGAAGAAGCUUUUCGACUGGUAUUAAACUAUCAUCAAAACCAAAUGAACCUUCAAUCAGUCCCGGGAAAAGGUCAUCUACUCCUCCCAGAAGCUGGAACCUGCAAAAUCCACCUCGGGUCAUAUCUUCUCGUGGAUCGAAUCCAAAAGAAGAAUCUUUAGAACCUACGGCCAGAAGUCCUUCUCCAUCUCGUUGGUUUGGCAUCACGAUGGGUAGGAUAGACCGGACCAGUAAUGCUAAAGGCACUUCAACUAUGCCACCCGACAAAGCAGAUGCCAAAAAUAGGGCAGCAUCUACUCCUUUGAGAAGGUUGCUGGAGCCAUUGCUGAAGCCAAAGACGGGCAGUUCUGACAAUUUUACUGGAUUAUUUCCGGGAGAUUCAACAUCUAGAGAUAAGCGUUCCAAAUCAGCCCCAAGGCGAGGAGAAUCUCUUACUCCAUACAUGAUGAAAGUAAAACUAGAUUUAAAAGGAUGUAAAACCAUUGAAAUUGGCGAUCCAUCUCCUGCUGGGAGACAUGGACCCUCCACAAUGCGAGCUCUUCUGCAAGUAGCUAUCAAGAAUAGCGUUCCUCUAUAUAAAUUUGCAGUUGAGAAUGAAGGUAACGUUAUAGCAGCCACAAUGAAGCAUUCAAUUUCGUCCACAAAGGAGAAGAACAAUUUGAUCUACACAUUCUUUACCAUCCAUGAAACGAAGAAAAAGGAUAGAAAUGGAUAUAUUCCUAGUGUCAUUGCACAAAUGAAGGUUUCUGAUGUUCCAUUCCCCGAUGUUAUUAGCCAGAAGUCAGGCUAUCAAUCAAUCAUUAGAGAGUUUGUGUUGUUUACCAUGGGAGUAAAACAGGCAGGUCAGCAAACUGCAGACCCGCAGCUGAAUGAUGAGCUUGCAGCCAUUGUUGUAAAAGUUGGAAUGUGUUCUGAGACCCAAGAUGUUAACAUGAACGUUAUUCUUCCUGGUGGUAAUCAUGGAAUACCCAGAAAAGGUGAACCUUCUUCACUCAUUGAACGAUGGAAGUCAGGUGGGUCGUGUGACUGUGGGGGUUGGGAUUUGGGUUGUAAACUAGGAAUCCUUGCCAAUCACAAUGGAACGAGCAGGGAAUCCAGUUCAACUAAAGUUUCAUCGAAUGCUGAACCGUUUGAGCUUUAUCCUCAGGGAGAAGAUCAAGAAAAUAAGCCUGCCCUCAGGCUGUUUCCUUUCAAGAAUGGUAUCUUUUCUGUGGAGUACACCUCAUCUCUCAAAACCUUACAAGCAUUUUCCAUUUGCCUGGCUGUUUUAAAUACUAGAAAGCAAGAUGGAUUUUGUGAAUCCGGCAAUGCAUUUGGGGAGGAUUCUUCUCGACCCACCAUGGUGUCAAAUGUUUCUAACAAAGCCCAGGCGGAGUUUCCUGGCAAGCGGGUCUCAAUUCCACCACUUUCCCCUGUUGGAAGAGUCUAGAUUGAAUGCUUCAUAGUAAGUAGACGGGAUCUAAAUCAAGUCUGUAUAGUGUUUUUUAUUUUUAUUAUCAUGAGUUAAGAUCUUAGACCUAGCAACAAAGGGUCAUGAAAAAAAAGCCAAAAUGGCUCAAAGUAACAAAGUUGAAGCUGUUUAUAGGAGAGCACAACUCAUGUUAGUAGUAGUAAAUAGUUCUAGUUUCAUGUUAGUAGAGUUGAAAGAAGCAUUAUCAUGUGAUUGGCAUCUGAGGUGGAACAACCUAUUUUAUGAAUGCAUUUGGUGUUAGCUGCUGCAGA